Messenger RNA from Pelobates cultripes (western spadefoot toad), 366 nucleotides. The record is from the annotation of a GenBank genome assembly. Lineage: Eukaryota; Metazoa; Chordata; Amphibia; Anura; Pelobatidae.
AUGAUUCCAAAAAAGGGACCCACAACAGGGCCCCAGACAGGAUUGCAAAAUGGACCCUCACAACAGGGCCUCAGACAGGAUUCCAAAAUGGAGCCACACAAAAGGGCCCCAGAAAGGAUUCCAAAAAAGGCUCCCACAACAGGGCCCCGGGCAGGAUUCCAAAAAAGAGCCCCACAACAAGGCCCCAGACAGGAUCCCAAAAAAGAGCCACAGACAGGAUCCCAAAAAAAGGGCAUCACAACAGGGGCCCAGGCAGGAUUCCAAAACGAGGGCCCCACAACAAGGUCCCAGACUGGAUUCCAAAUUGGGACCCCACAACAGGGCCCCAAGCAGGAUUCCAAAUUAGGGCCCCAUACAGGAUUCUAA